Molecule: messenger RNA, 753 nt
Organism: Trichoderma breve
Lineage: Eukaryota; Fungi; Ascomycota; Sordariomycetes; Hypocreales; Hypocreaceae
Product: thaumatin family domain-containing protein
Exons: 3
Coding region: 1-753 (250 amino acids)
Source: RefSeq, a predicted model, not a curated record
AUGGACUAUGAAUUCAGCGGAGCUACUCCUGCAACACUGGCAGAAUUCAACUUGGCCGGUGGAGUUGACAACUUGCAAACGUUUUACGACAUUUCUCUCGUCGACGGAUACAACAUACCCAUGGGGAUCAAUUACAUCCCGGCCAAGAACACCACCUUCAUUCCACCGAACCUCACAAACUGUGCAUGCAUUGCCACCACAGGCUGGGUGUACUCGCCAGCAGGCAAUGGCACCUUUUACUCCAACGUGACAUAUCCGAUUCCCCUAGAGUCGGAGGAGACGAACGAGAGAAACGGCAUCUACCCCUAUCCUGACGACAAUGUUGAGCGGCCUGCCUUUGCCCCAUGCAACAGCGCCUGCGCGGCCACUGGAACAGACAAGGACUGCUGCAUCGGCAAGUAUCAUGAUCCCCACAUCUGCAAGCCGUCGCAGUAUAGCAAGUCAGUCAAGGCGGUAUGCCCAGACGCCUAUAGCUUUGCCUACGAUGAUCAGCAAUCGACCUUUAUCAUCCCCAAGGGCGGCGGCUGGGAAGUCGUCAUGUGUCCCGAAGGCAGAUCAACUGAUAUUCUCCGCAAGCUGGGCUCGGAGAUGUUUGAGUUGGCGAGUGGUAGUAAAUUAUCGCCACACACUCUCAAGAGGCUCCGAAAUGCAACUUAUGUCAUGGAAGAACGUGGGUCUGCGGGCAUCGUGAGACCAUGGGCACUCAUGCUGAUGAUCUGCGUCGCUGUUGCUUGUACCUGGGCCAUAUUCUAA